Molecule: messenger RNA, 2718 nt
Organism: Rhinolophus ferrumequinum (greater horseshoe bat)
Lineage: Eukaryota; Metazoa; Chordata; Mammalia; Chiroptera; Rhinolophidae
Gene: CHRNA6
Product: cholinergic receptor nicotinic alpha 6 subunit
Exons: 6
Coding region: 353-1837 (494 amino acids)
Biological process (GO): signal transduction; monoatomic ion transmembrane transport; nervous system process
Cellular component (GO): neuron projection; postsynaptic membrane; synapse
Molecular function (GO): transmembrane signaling receptor activity; acetylcholine-gated monoatomic cation-selective channel activity
Source: RefSeq, a predicted model, not a curated record
AGAAAGCUCUACUAAGCCAGGGCAACGUUUUUGUCCUCCCUCAGCCCUGUCUGCCUAGCAUUCCCUCCCGGCUUUUCUUCACUGUUUUUGCAUGGAAAGAGAUCUAGGAUGACACGAAAUGUGAUGACUCAUCUGACAUCAGAUUGAGCCCUUUUUAUUUGCCCUUUUUGUUGGCCUCAGUCUGAUAUUGGGAAGAACCAUGUUAUGUUUGUGAAUGUUUGUAUUUCACAGAAGACACUCAUGGAUUGCAGUGGGACUCUGAUGAUUUAAAGGUCUGAUGCGUGUGGCUGUCUGAUAGCUCUUUGUUUUCCAUAAUCCUUUGAUUAGAAAAAGAAAUCGAAUUGUUUUAAUCAUGCUGACCAGCAAGGGUCAGGGAUGCCUUCACUUUGAUGUGUGUCUCUGCUUGUGUAUAUUCAUACCUUUCUUUAAAGACUGUGCAGGCUGUGCGUCUGAGGAGAGACUCUUUCACAAACUGUUUUCUCAUUAUAACCAAUUCAUCAGGCCUGUGGAAAAUGUUUCCGAUCCCGUCACGGUGCAUUUUGAAGUGGCCAUCACACAGCUGGCCAACGUGGACGAAGUAAACCAGAUCAUGGAAACCAAUUUGUGGCUACGUCACAUCUGGAAUGAUUAUAAAUUGCGCUGGGACCCAAUGGAAUAUGAUGGCAUUGAGACUCUCCGUGUUCCUGCGGAUAAGAUCUGGAAGCCUGACAUUGUUCUCUACAACAAUGCUGUUGGCGACUUCCAAGUCGAAGGCAAAACAAAAGCUCUUCUUAAAUAUGAUGGCAUGAUAACCUGGACUCCACCCGCUAUUUUUAAGAGUUCUUGUCCUAUGGACAUCACUUUUUUCCCUUUUGAUCAUCAAAAUUGUUCCCUGAAAUUUGGUUCCUGGACAUAUGACAAAGCUGAAAUUGAUCUUCUAAUCAUUGGAUCUAAAGUGGAUAUGAAUGAUUUUUGGGAAAACAGUGAAUGGGAAAUUGUUGAUGCUUCUGGCUACAAGCAUGACAUAAAAUACAACUGUUGUGAAGAGAUAUACACAGAUAUCACCUAUUCUUUUUAUAUUAGAAGACUGCCAAUGUUUUACACCAUUAACCUGAUCAUUCCCUGUCUCUUUAUUUCAUUUCUAACCGUGUUGGUCUUUUACCUUCCUUCUGACUGCGGCGAAAAAGUGACGCUUUGCAUUUCAGUUCUGCUUUCUCUGACUGUGUUUUUGCUGGUAAUCACAGAAACCAUCCCAUCCACGUCUCUCGUGAUCCCACUGGUGGGUGAGUACCUACUGUUCACCAUGAUCUUUGUCACCCUGUCCAUCGCGGUGACUGUGUUUGUGUUGAACAUACACUAUCGCACCCCAACAACACACACCAUGCCCAAGUGGGUGAAGAUGGUUUUCCUCCAGCUGUUACCCCAGAUCCUGAUGAUGAGAAGGCCUCUGGACAAGACGAGGAAGACAAGUUAUGAUAAAAACCCCAAAGGCAUUUCCAGUUGUCCUGCCAAAGUCAUGUUUGGUAAUCGCAGAGAGCCCAAACUUCUUCAAGAAUGCUACUACUGUCGUAAAUCAUGUCACCUUGCCACCAGCAAGAGAAGAUUAAGUCAUCAGCCUUUACAGUGGAUGACAGAAAAUUCAGAGCAUUCGCCUGAAGUUGAAGAUGUGAUUAAUAGUGUUCAAUUCAUAGCAGAAAACAUGAAGAACCAAAACGAAACAAAGGAGGUUGAAGACGACUGGAAGUAUGCAGCUAUGGUGGUGGACAGAGUAUUUCUUUGGAUAUUUAUAACCGUCUGUGUGUUUGGAACUGCAGGGCUAUUUCUACAGCCACUACUUGGAAACACAGGAAAAUCUUAAGGAUUUUAUCUUCUGAAAUGUACAGACACUGUAUUUGUUCCGUGUUUCCUACAGCAAGGAAAGGGACAUAAAGCUUCCCAUCUAAGUCUCUCAUCUAUGGAAGCUGAUGACCUGAUGGAAAGAGAGGACUUUACUGCACAUGAGGAGCCUGAACGCCUCCUUUAUAGCACAAAAGUGCUUUCAGAUGUGCUCUCACACUGGAGCCCAGAACUGGCAGCACCCACAGGCUUGUCUUGUCUGUACAUGUUCAGCUUCCAGGGGCGUGAUGAGCCAUAAUACAGCAAACCAUGUAAUCAACAUCAAGCCACACUAAAAAGGGGUUCUGUUGUCCCUCCUGUUUAUGCUGCUGAUCAGCACCAUGACACAUGCCAGACAUGAAGCUCUGACACAUGGACCUUGCUGACAUUUGCAGUGCUGGUGAACUCCUGUAGGCUUGCCUUCUUCUGCAUGUCUCUGUGAUGUAGCUCACACACCAGCAUUAUUUGAUACUUUAAUUGGUGAAAAGUAAUAGCAGACCGUCAGAGCCCAUCUCAGCAGGCUGUUUGCAGUUAGCACUCAUCGGGCAAGAAACCUGAGGGGUAACCCGGCACUGUGCUAGGCAUUGCACAGGUAACAGAAAUAUGUUCUGUCCCCAAGCACUUGCCGCUUUUUAGAAAAGUCAUAAAUACAAAGAUCUCCAGGAACAGAUAUCUUGUGGGGAAUGUGACUAGAGCAAUCAAAGUUGGAGAACAUGGUGUGGUGUGGCCAGGCAAACUGAAGCAACCUGUUGUCUUUUCUUGUCAGCAGUUUCCAUUUGCUCUUUGUAGCUGAAACUGAAAAUAAAAUUAUUUCUUCUCUAAGAAACUGAUCUUGUACUGUUUAGCGCAAUUCCUUUUCUGAGA